UUAUGCAACCACUGCCACACCUGCGCUUGAUUAGUUAAAGUGAAGUGAAUUUAUACGGUCACAUUAACCGCAUGCAAACUACCCUCACCGUACUCGUAACACUGCCACUCCCCCGACAAACUCCACCGAUUUGCUACCCUUUAUUGGUUGUGCUGCUCCACUUCUCAAGCAUUAGAUGGCAAGCAUUUCCAGCCGCCCCACAGAAGCCCAAACGGAACAGUUUGCCAAAUCUAAUUUGCCAGUCACGUUUGGUUGACUUUUGUCAUAUAAAAAUCAUUUGCAUAUUCACCGAACCGGCCAGUAUGGAUUGCUGCUCACUAUCGGGCGCAAGUGGUCCUGCCCUAACGGUUGGUUUUGUGCUGAUUUACCUUGUUGCACCGAGAUGACAUACUCACGUCCUGUACUGCCAGGCUGCGCGGUGCUGUACGCACUCGUUGCGCUCGGUCUUCCGCUGGGAAAGUACGCUGCCGGAAGCUAUCUGCGCGACGUCGAACUGAUCGGACCAUCGUCGCUACAGCUCGAGCACAACACCGUCUACUACUAUCCCAGCUACGUCAGGGGUAAAGAUCCGGUGGAAGAAUACAACGCGCGUCGAUUGCACGUGGACACGGGCAACUUUAUGGAGCAGGAGGACGAUCAGCUCGAGGAGGGUGAGAAGACGCUACAUAGAAGCCAACAGCAGCAGAAGGCACCCGUCGCUGAUGCGGAUUGUUGUUCGAAAGCGAAACGAAAGCGGAAGUAUACGCGUGGACGUGCGCAUCAAUCCAAACAGCGCGCACCGGAUCCGAUGCGCGUGGUCGAUGCGCAGACGGAUCAUGAGUAUAAUUAUUUAAAAAUUCGCAAAGCAGCCGCGGGGGUGCCACGGUACGUGCGGGACGAUGUGGAGCUGUUCGAUAUUGUGCGGCCAGAAAAGCGGACCAAGGAAAAGCGUCCAAUUAGGCGCAGAACACGAACGGUCGUCGGUGAUGGUGGCAAUGGUGAGCGUCGGUACGAAGAAUCCGAUCCACAAGUGUUUGCUUACGAACGGUCGGAUGUGGAACCGAUCGAGAGGGGAGUAUCUAACCAGCCCGGGAAACAGGAGGAUAGUCAAUACUUUCAAUACGCUGAAGUGUUCGGUGAUGGCUCAUUCACUGCCGGCGCAAGGCGAGGCAACGAUCAGCACUACGUCGAACAGCUCGAACGCGGCUCGCACGGUAUCGGGGUGUUUCAGAAAAAAGUUAAAUGGGCCGACAAGAGCGGUGGCUUCGGCGAACACUACUGGGACCUGAACCACAUCCAGCCGAGCGGCGUUUCCCACCGAUAGACGGGCGCGCGCAGAACACCCCGUACAGAUUAAGGCCACGGCGCGGAGGGGUCAAUAAAAAUGCAACCUCCCCAGCGGACAAAUGUCAAGAGCAUGUCUUGAGCACGCGAAUCCGACUUCGAUCCGAGCAACUCCCCGAGGUGCCCUUUUUUCUCCCAUUGCUGGAAAGAAUUGCGCGCCGUAGAUCACCGGCGAGAUGUGGCUGGCGUGAAUGAUUUAUUUGGCAAAUAAAUAUUUAAAAGAGCAUGAUUGAGGUGACGUUUGUGAGCGAACUGUGUGUGCGCCAGCCGGAGCCAAACGAUGCCUUUCGUGGUAAUGAUCUACUGGUUCGUUGAGGUAGUCCAAACGAUGCUGGAGUGUAUUUGUUACCUGCGCGUUAUGUUGCUUAGGCUGUAACAUUAGGCGAAUUAAUAUGCAACCAAUAUUACCAAUAAUGUUUUAAGCAAUAUGAUGUAAGC
Molecule: messenger RNA, 1761 nt
Organism: Anopheles coluzzii
Lineage: Eukaryota; Metazoa; Arthropoda; Insecta; Diptera; Culicidae
Exons: 3
Coding region: 383-1303 (306 amino acids)
Source: RefSeq, a predicted model, not a curated record